AUGGUCUAUGGCGGGAAACCAAGCACGGGGUGCCAGAUUUGUCGACAGAGGCACAUUAAGUGCGAUGAAACUCGUCCUCAUUGUAAGGCCUGCGUCCGAACGGGUCGCUCCUGUCCGGGGUAUCCGCAUCCUCUUGAUGUCAUGCUGAGAGACAGGACUGCCUUCCAGCGGAAGAAAAAGGCCGUUGCAAGCAACAAACAGUCGCAAGUUGCCAAACAGGAUCCACCGGUCUCGCAAGAACAAGCGUCACAGCCAUCAAAUAAUAGUGUGGCUCUGGCACCUGUCACGAGCACAGAUCCUCCGAAUCCUCCGCCUAUGACUAUUAAUUUGCCCCCGCAGAUUCCCGGCUCUUCUUUACUACCCAUGGACGAUACAGUGUCUUCCUUAUUUUUCAAUUCAUAUCUUUUCUUACCAAAAGACCCCCUAAUUCGGCUGGGGUACAUGGAACUUCUUCCGAUCUUUUACUUCAACGCCUCUCUCGACUCACCUUUGCGCUUUGCGGUCCAGGCUGUGUCCUACUUUUCCGUGGCGGCUUGGACAGGCCAGCGAUCGUUGCUUCGUUCUGCAGAACAGACCUUUAUGAAAGCUGUAUCGCGGACUAGACACACCUUGCAAGGUAACAUUGAUCAAAAUGUGGAGGAGAUACUCAUGACAAUUCUUCUACUUUCCACUUUCGAGGAAUUCUCCGCCCUCAAAGAGAACAGAGUCACCAAUAAAGCCCAUCUUCAUGGUGCAAUCGCACUUGUCAACAGCCGGCGCCUUGAGCAACGGAAAACCGCCAACUCCGAAACGCUUGCCAUGGCGGUUCAAACACAGAUUAUCCGGACUUCUCUAGGUCUAGCGUAUCCAAUGGCCCAGACCCCAACUAUAUCUCCACUUCCAAUGCCCAUGGCACACACCGCAUCGGGCCAUUUGACCAUGGUCACGUCCGAAAUUGUGAACCUAAGACAGACAUGGGAUCGCAUCUCAUCUAGUCCCGGAACUUACCAAAUCGACGAACUCAAAACCCUUCUCUCGACAGCAAUGGCCCUUGACAACAAGAUCUCUGUCUGGAAACACAUCCUCCCAGACCGCUGGCAUCCCAUGCCUGCCACCUUCAUCCCCCAAUCCGUCCGAGACGCCGGCGUCUUCCAGAAUCGAUGUGACUGCUACACGGAUAUUUGGAUUGCCUCAACGUGGAACUUCUACCGAGACUCCCGGAUCGUCAUACAAAAUAUCAUCCUAAAUUGCCUACGUCUCCUUCCCGAACAAAGCUCGCCCCACGAAAUCCAAGCCCGGACAGUCUCCAUUCAAAAGCUUGCCACAGGUAUAUGCGCAACCGUGCCGUAUCUUCUUGGCGAUCAAAUGACUUCCGUCCGGAUGGGCCCGCACAAGGUCGAAUACCCCGAGAGCGAGGGCCGACGAGUCACGCCGGGCCACCAGCAAACCGCUCCCCUUUUUGGCGGCUGGUUUGUCAUCUCGUACCUGACGAACCUCUGGUCGCCGGAACUGUGUCUCCAGGAUGAACAGCGGGCGUGGAUUCAGCAGCAGAUGCUGCGAGUGUUGCGGAUAUACACGUUCGAUACGCUAAGGCCCUGGACUAAGGAACAUUUCAGCUGGAGUCCAUGA
This is a messenger RNA of Aspergillus affinis, 1608 nucleotides long. RefSeq names its product C6 zinc finger domain protein. Gene Ontology annotation, biological process: regulation of DNA-templated transcription. The transcript has 4 exons. Gene Ontology annotation, molecular function: DNA-binding transcription factor activity, RNA polymerase II-specific; zinc ion binding. The coding region runs from base 1 to 1608 and encodes 535 amino acids. NCBI's taxonomy places the organism in Eukaryota, Fungi, Ascomycota, Eurotiomycetes, Eurotiales, Aspergillaceae. The record is from RefSeq and is a predicted model, not a curated record.